Molecule: messenger RNA, 483 nt
Organism: Saccostrea echinata
Lineage: Eukaryota; Metazoa; Mollusca; Bivalvia; Ostreida; Ostreidae
Product: perlucin-like protein
Exons: 4
Coding region: 1-483 (160 amino acids)
Source: RefSeq, a predicted model, not a curated record
AUGAACUUUCUAUAUGCUGCCGUCUUCGCCCUUUCAGGGUUCUCAGCAGUGUUUGCAGUCUGUCCUAUAGACUGGGCAGAGUUCAAAGGAGAAUGUUUAUACUUCGGUCAUGACAGGAGAUCAUGGGUUGAUGCUGAGAAUCAGUGUCGAACAUUAGGGGCAUAUUUGGUGACGGAUGAUAAUGCCGAGAAGCACACCUUUAUUUCCAAAAUCACAAGUGUUCUCCAUUCUUUACGACAGAGCGCCUUUUGGAUCGGUGCCAGCGAUUAUACAAUAGAGGGGUCGUUCCGUUGGUUGGAGACGGGGUUUCCAAUAGGGAACUUCUCAGCGUGGGGCGCUGGUAAACCUACCAGGAAUAUCACAAAUAACUGCGUGCGCAUGUUUUACCAGGGGGACCAGUUUAAAUGGGAGGAUUACAAUUGUAACGAUCGGACAACGUAUUUCAUUUGUGAAAAACCGUACGUAUAUCAUACCAGAAAGUAA